CGCGCCCUGGCCAGCUAUUUCAAGCAUGGAGCAUAAAAACAUAUUAGAAAGCACAUUUGCGAGUCUGCGCAACAUUACCGAUACUGAAUUGGAUGCCUUGUUGCACUUUGAUAGCCCACCGCCAUCCAGACGGUUCUCGAAUAACACAGAGCAACAACGGCUGAACGAUAAUAAUGCAUUCGCAGAUCGAACGCUUAGUAUCUUACAAUUUAAUCGGGAGGAGCUUCCCUCACAAAUGAAUUCUCAAGUUGGCGACAUAAAUUAUUUUCCCGAUGAUCUGGACCUUACUCUUAAUUUUUCUCAACAAGCUUCAGAGAGACCUCAGUCUGUUAUAUUUAAUUCGCCGGAAGUAGCAAGUAUUGAAGUAACCAACACCGAAAUCCAAAAGCCAGUAAACGAAGGAACGCAAAAUGAAUGUAUUUCUGGGAGAAUUCAAAAUACAGCAAUGCAGAUAGAAUCUUUUGAUGAAAUUGUUAAAAAAGAAUUAAUGGAUUUGACAAUAUUUGAAAACUUUUCUGAUGAUGAUUUUCCCACUUGUAAGGAUGUCGAUAUGCAUUCAUCACCAGAACAAGACGCUUUAAAAGCUGCCGAUUCAAGACAAAAGCGAGCGUGUCAAACUCAGGUGGAUGCUCCAAAACAAGAAGAUCAUCCAACAAAGCCUUUCUUCACAUCGUGUCCAGUACCAAACCGCAUCGAGCAGAGCCCAGCUUUACCCAGCACUAUUUCCGCUGAUGAUCAAAUGAGAUUGACGAGUUCGCCAGCAAACAUACAAUUAGAUGCCGUUGAUUACACUUUCAAAACUGUUGACAAAUCGCAUCCUUCAGCUCAGUGUCAUGAAAAUUUGCAACACUCACUAGCUGCCGCUGCUAGUGCGAUUACGAGUUCGCCAGCAUACAAUUUAACAACGGACACCACCAUGGUGCCAGCGUCUGUGAAGCAAUUGUAUGAUCUUGUGCGCACACAGUACUCCGAUUUUGCCUUUGUCUAUGCGUUAAGUGCACAGCUGUGCCAAGAUCGUGUGCCAAUGGAUUGUUUCGUUAAUUUGAAAAUGGGUCUACUGCUUAGCUUAGCUUCCAUCAGCUCUAAUCCCGAUCGGCCACCCGUACCUAUAAUGGCAAUUGGCAGCGACACCUAUAUGGCUAACUUUUUACUUACUAAUAUAGGGCAGCUGGCAGCGCGCUUUGUUGGACCAUCAGACGACGUCAAAGCGCCAUCCAUUAGUAACUAUCGCAACUGCAAUUGGAUUGUAGCCGACCCAAUACUGCUAGCGAAAGAUGGUGUUUAUUUUGUUGGCGAUUGGUCGCGCUUGAAGCUGACGCGGGCCGAUCAACUUUUCCGCAUAAUCGAAUGUUCACGAGUGUCCCUUGAGCGUUCAACACUAACAUGUCCAUUAGAGUGCGCAAUUUGGACACACUGGCGGUCAUAUAAGGGCGAUGCCAGAGAUCAGCAAACUUUUAAUAAAGUGGUAAAAAUUUUCGGCAUUCCUAUUUGUAUGGACGACGACGAUAAGCACGAGGUGCUCGUCGAUUACAUUUUGGAGCAGUCGUCAGUCAACGUCUUUGAGUCGACCGUUGAUCACUUGUCAAUUAGCAGUGAUGAUAUGCGUUGUUUUCUAAGGACGAUUACUAAACGUACCGUUGAUUUGACACCGGAAGCCUCGCUUUUGUUGCAAAAAUACUUUGUAACGGCGCGCUUCGCUCGGCCGGAAUGCCUAACCAAACAAGCGUAUGUGGUAUUGAAACAAUUUGCGGAGUCAUUUGCAAAACUUUGCUUCCGCCAUGAAGUGUUGGCUUGCGAUGUCGUUGCAGCUGUUUUCAUGUGCGAACGCUUCAUACGCAGCAUUUUUGGUGUGACCGAAAAUUCACCGCCUGCAUUUGAAUCACAUAAUUUUGUGGGCACUGUGGACGAGCACAUGGUGAAAUUUCAAGAUUGGCUUAAUGCUUAUAUAAAAAAAUAUGAAGAUAAAUAAUUGCCUGGCAUUAUCAGAAAUCGAAUACCACCAGAAGCACAAAAAACGCCAGUUAACAGUAUUUUCUUAAAAAAUUACAUUUUAUUUUAGAAUCAUAUUUUAAUAACGUAGAGUUUACAAAUAGAUUAUAUGUAUGCA
This is a messenger RNA of Rhagoletis pomonella (apple maggot), 2107 nucleotides long. RefSeq lists its product as uncharacterized. The coding region runs from base 26 to 1969 and encodes 647 amino acids. The record is from RefSeq and is a predicted model, not a curated record. The transcript is spliced from 5 exons. Lineage: Eukaryota; Metazoa; Arthropoda; Insecta; Diptera; Tephritidae.